UCUUCGGUUAGAUCGAUGUGUCACGUGAAUAGUACGAGGAAUCUCUCAUGUGAUCCUCCCGAUAUCUGUAAAUAGCUCGUACACGACUGCGGUUUCUGGGCUCCGCACUCUUUUUUCUCGCGAUUUCUCAACGAGGACCGUGAUCAGAUAGGGAAAGAGAAAUGGGCGCGUCCGCGUUACCCGUAUUAGCUUUCACGAUCCUCUGGGGCGUCGUGCUGUUCCUAGGAGUAGCCCUGCCACUAUUCGUGCCGAAAGGACCAAACCGCGGGAUACUGCAGGUUCUAUUGGUAUUAACGGGCUUUACAUGUUGGUUAUUCUGGCUAUGUUGCUACAUGGCGCAGAUGAAUCCAUUGAUUGGGCCAAAGUUAGAUAAUGUAACAGUGUUAGUUAUGGCUCGAGAAUGGAGCAAUAGAAUUCCUGAAUAAUGAACAUUCCAUGUGAUCACAAAAUUUUUUAUUUCAAACAUUCAUUUUCAACAUUAUUUGCAAAGUGUAUAAUUAUAAAUGUAAAAUUCUCUGAAGAUGAAACAAACGCCAGUAUGUAUUAAUUCCUAUAAAAUGAAUGGAAUAAUUAUAAUUCAGUUAUAAUUAUAUGUACAGUAAUAAUUUAAUUUAUAUAAAUUUAUAUAAAAUAUCUGUUACAAUUA
Messenger RNA from Monomorium pharaonis (pharaoh ant), 646 nucleotides. RefSeq names its product V-type proton ATPase subunit e 2 (gene VhaM9.7-a). The record is from RefSeq and is a predicted model, not a curated record. Gene Ontology annotation, molecular function: proton-transporting ATPase activity, rotational mechanism. Gene Ontology annotation, biological process: proton transmembrane transport. NCBI's taxonomy places the organism in Eukaryota, Metazoa, Arthropoda, Insecta, Hymenoptera, Formicidae. Gene Ontology annotation, cellular component: plasma membrane proton-transporting V-type ATPase complex; proton-transporting V-type ATPase, V0 domain. The coding region runs from base 162 to 425 and encodes 87 amino acids. The transcript has 4 exons.